This is a messenger RNA of Hordeum vulgare subsp. vulgare (domesticated barley), 1215 nucleotides long. RefSeq names its product cytochrome c-type biogenesis CcmH-like mitochondrial protein. The record is from RefSeq and is a predicted model, not a curated record. The coding region runs from base 412 to 870 and encodes 152 amino acids. The transcript has 4 exons. Lineage: Eukaryota; Viridiplantae; Streptophyta; Magnoliopsida; Poales; Poaceae.
CAGCCCAUGUCCACCUGCAGAGCUCCUCGUCCUCGUCUCCUCCCCACUUCGCGCGGGUCCCGGUCCCCAGAUCGGAGCCACGCCGCCGGCGUCCGGCCAGCAUUCCCCACCGCCAGAAGGUUCUUCUCUAGACAGCCGGGGUUUCCCGUCAAAAAAUAGAGAACCGGGGUUUCCCUCCGUCGGGCCACCGACCGGGGACCAGUUUGUCUUUGGCUCCGGAGACGGGAGCAUCGCCGGCCACCUGAGUGGAGGAGGGAGGCGCACGCAUCGGAGAGGGGGGUUGAACUCCAGUAUUCUCUCGCGGCGAAGCCGAGCAGGGGAAGCGGGGGGAGUCACCGGCCGGCGGCCACUCGGGCUCUCUUAUAUACAGCUAUUUUGUUACAGUUAACAGAAAUCAUACUAUCUGGUAUCAUGGCCACCGAAGAGGAUGUUAAGCAGCGGCAGAUUGUUGAAGACCGUGCAAGAAAUAUUAGCCACAAUGUCCGGUGCACUGAGUGUGGCAGCCAGUCCAUUGAAGAUUCACAAGCAGAUGUUGCAGUUCUCCUUAGAAGGCUAAUUCGUGAUGAAAUAAAAUCUGGCAAGAGUGAUAAGGAGAUAUACAAAAAAUUAGAAGACGAUUUUGGAGAAACAGUUCUAUAUGCCCCUAAAUUUGAUAUUCAAACUGCUGCUAUAUGGUUAUCACCGGUCAUUGUGGGUGGGGUUGCAGCUGGUGUCUGGGCUUACCAAAAGCAUAGGCAAAGGACCAACGUUCACAUUAUGGCUCUGAACCUCGUCCGAGGGGUUCCCCUGACUCCAAGGGAGAAGGAGACAAUGAUUGACAUCCUUACGCCGCCUCCGCCAACCAGGAGGUGGUGGUGGCCUGUCAAGUGAUGUUCAUGUCCUUGGUUGCAACAUAAAGUACUCUUUUACAGUGGUCGCAUUAUACAGUUGAACAGGAUGGCUGAAUUCAGCGCAUGAUUUUGGUCUACAUCUCACAUCGUUGAAGCUUCAACUACGAAUGUUUGGUUUAACCAGAUCUUGAGAGGCCUUUCCCAGAUGUUGCAGUCCGCAUGCAGGUUGCGGGAUAUUGGAAGUUUAAAGAACAGCCUGCUGUUGAAGUGUAUGAGUAGUUGCUUACUUCCCAGGUGUGCGGUUGAACUGACAAACAUGUACCGUGGCUGCUGACCCUCAUGUAGCGGAACUUUCUCCCCAAAAUAAGGCGAGUACGACUUUUUA